Physcomitrium patens is the source of this 1493-nucleotide messenger RNA. Its product is annotated as transmembrane emp24 domain-containing protein p24beta2. NCBI's taxonomy places the organism in Eukaryota, Viridiplantae, Streptophyta, Bryopsida, Funariales, Funariaceae. The record is from RefSeq and is a predicted model, not a curated record.
GUCCGCAACAAGUGAAGAUAACCGUAACUACAAUUUGCAACCGAUUUUUAUUACUAAGACCCUCAAUCUAGAAAUAGGUAGAAAGUAGGUGUUGCACGAACUCAGCAAAUGUAUGACUUUGCAGCUGGAGAUUUGGUUACCACAAUCUGAUCAGAUUAGCGAGGCUGCCAACAAUGAAGAACAACUCAUGGGACCAUUGGAGAUGGUUGUCGGUGUUAGGAUUGAUGUGGCUAAAGAGUGCUGAAGGAAUUAGGUUUGAUCUCGAGCACCGAGAGUGUUUGAUGCAUGAAGCGGAGGCAGAUGGUGAAUUCGUGCACAUGUUUGUGAAGGUUGCCGAAGAACUCAACCCUCCGCCUUUCCGGCACAUAGGAGUGGAUGUCGUUAUCCAAUCUCCUGGAGGCCAUUUCAUUCAUACGGAGAAAUUGAAACAUCAAUCCCAAGUCCAUGCAGGAUUGUUACCAUGGGAAUUUGGGUCUACAAUCAAUUUCACCGCGGUAGAGAAGGGACGCUACAAGAUUUGCUUCCACAAUCGAGGAUCGUGGGUAGAGACUGUGAUCCUCGACAUGCUACACCCAGAUGCUGACUAUCAGGAACCUGUCAAAGACGAGCAUAUACAAUCCCUCAUGAAGCAGAUCAGAGACCUUUCGGAUUCACUCUUGGACGUUGAGUUGGAGCAAGAUUGGCUUGCAUCGCACUUCAACCUGCACGCAACGAUUCUUGGUGACUUGAGCAGGCGAUUGGUGUACAAGGCUGUGCUGGAAGUGUUCGCCAUCAUCGUCGUUAGCGUGCUGCAAGUGAUUCUGCUGCAGCAGUUCCUGCAGAAACAACUCUCAAACAAGCAGAUGUAGGAUGAGCUCAAAGCUCGGCAGAUUCCUCAUAUUGAAUCGCCAUAACGGUAUGUUAAAACCUCCUUAAUUGUCACAUGAAUACUCCAUUUCUAAAUAUUCAUAUAUGCAUGUAUGUGAAACAAGUUGUUACAUUUAAUUUUUGUUAUGUUAUCACUUUGUGAAGUUUGCAAACUGCUCAAGUGAGAAGUUCUUAUAUGUUGAUUUUUGUCGACGUGUCAAGUCUUCAAUGUUCAUAUAUAAAUUUUUAGAACAUUUAAGAUUUCUCGUCAUUGCACCAUCAAUACUCCGAAGCCAGCAUUGUGGUCUUUUUAAGCAUUGAUGUUUUGGAAUUCUAAUUGCAGUGUGCUUUUUGAGAAUUUACUUCUUGAAACAAAAAUACAACCAAAAAAGAACAGUUGCUCAAGACUUCUUAGUUUUAGUGAGUUAUUACAUGUGUUCUAAGCUGUUAAAGAUUAAAUUUUUUCUAUAUUGUGAUGUUCUCUGAGCAUAGACAAUGACAGGAAAUGAAAGAAAGAAAAGGAAAAAAAUUUAUAAAAUAUUUUUUCAAAAUAAUGGUUUGUAACAUAUAUUACAAAGUGCAUUAUUUCUGAGAAAAAUAAGAACAUUACUUUAUCAAAUUUUAAAAUAUAUUAAAAAAUAUUAAAA